Bombyx mori (domestic silkworm) is the source of this 594-nucleotide messenger RNA. RefSeq names its product NADPH oxidoreductase. Lineage: Eukaryota; Metazoa; Arthropoda; Insecta; Lepidoptera; Bombycidae. The record is from RefSeq and is marked validated.
GUUUAGGCCACAGACUUCACAACAAUUCGGAUGGAGUUUUUUUUACUCUUAUUGCCCGCGACGGGGCAACGAAAAGCCGCCGUCACCCGAAUCAUGUUUUGUCGGAUCCCCGUGAUUCCCUCUCGGUGCUUUUAGACCUCUCAAGCACCGGUUACUGUCCUUGUCGAGUUCGACGAGCGACUAACCCAAAGACACAGCCUACUGAGUUUCUUGCCGGAUCUUCUCAGUCGUCGCGAUUCCGAUCCGAUGGUAGAUUCUGCGAAGCAUUACUCUUGCUAGGGCUAGUGUUGGCAAACUCUCUCAGGUUGAGUCCGUAUGAGCUCCCUAACCGUCCGCGCGUAGCUGGUAUAGCCUUUAGGUUACCAGCGAAUAGGUAGGAAGAAAAAACGGUUUGUUCUCAAAUAAACGCAAAUUCAAAACGCUUUUGUUUAUCAAGAUUUUUAUUACUUAGAUGGGUGGACGAGCUCACAGCCCACCUGGUAUUAAGUGGUUACUGGAGCCCUAGACAUCUCUACGACGUAAAUGCGCCACCCACCUCGAGAUAUAAGUUCUAAGGUCUCAAUAUAGUUACAACGGCUGCCCCACCCUUCAAGC